AAUCCUGCAAUUAGUGCAUCUAACUCCUCCUUUACUGCAGUCUUCUCUCCUAUUGGUGAAAGGUCUUCGCAGCUCAUGGAGGGACCCCACCCCUUUUGUGGGUUUUCAUUCUGAAGCUAUCCACAACUUUACACCUGAAUGAAUGCCAAACCUCUCUGAAUAUAUAAAGGAAACCUGCAAGAGCAAUUUCAGUUACACAGAAGAAGCAGAAGGAAAAGAUUUCAUCCAGCUUUGUCAGACAGCCUGAACCAGCCAUGCUUCUCCCUGCCAUUCACUUCUACGGCUUUUUCCUGGCUUGCAUCUUCACGAGAAGCUACUUGGCUUUCAAGAACGAUGCCACAGAGAUACUUUAUUCUCACGUUGUUAAACCCGCUGCGGCGAGCCCAAGUAGCAACAGCACGUUGAAUCAAGCUAGAAACGGAGGCAGGCACUACACCAGCACUGGAUCCGACCGUAACAAUCGCGUUCAAGUUGGUUGUCGAGAACUGAGAUCCACCAAGUACAUCUCAGAUGGCCAGUGCACCAGCAUUAAUCCCCUGAAAGAACUGGUGUGUGCUGGUGAAUGCCUCCCUUUGCCACUGCUGCCCAACUGGAUUGGAGGAGGUUACGGAACCAAGUACUGGAGCAGGCGGAGCUCACAGGAGUGGAGAUGUGUCAAUGACAAAACUCGCACUCAGAGGAUCCAGCUCCAGUGCCAGGACGGAAGUAUAAGAACCUACAAAAUAACUGUGGUCACAGCCUGCAAGUGCAAGCGAUACACCAGGCAGCACAAUGAAUCCAGCCACAACUUCGAGGGAACUUCUCAAGCAAAACCCAUCCAGCACCACAAAGAAAGGAAAAGAGCCAGUAAAUCCAGCAAGCAUAGUACAAGUUAGAAGUCAAACAUUUUCUGCUCUCUCAUCUCCCACUCCUUGUGCCAAAAUUGAACUCACCUGUAACCAUUUGCUUUACCAUUCUGACUGCUUAAAGACAAGUCUGCCAUUGCUGUGUUCUCAGUUGAUGCUACGUGCUUAUUGCUUUGACCAAAAUCAAAAGGGGCAUUCUCAGCAUAUGGACUUUUUGGGUGAUUUUCCAAAUGCUCAAGAUGGGGAAUAAUACAUGCCUUCCAAAACCACACUAUAAACUUUUACAAUUUCUCCAGCCAUGGAAGCAAAGAAAAUUUGCCAAGAGUAUUCACUGAAGUCAAUUUUGUAAAAUGAUGCUUUGUUGUGGGUUUUCCUGAGAACAUUUAUCACAUCUAUUGCCUUUUAUAUCAUGUUUUAUGAUCUUCUGACAACAGCUUAAACUACAACACCAUGUAUCUGCUUUCAGAUUAAUUCUAAAAAAAAAGUGCUUUGCAUGCUCACCUUUCUCUUAUCUCAGUAUACCAAAAAUUAAAAUAUGCAUGGCAGCAAUCAAAAAGUAAAGCUGAACAAACUAUUUAUUUGUUGUUGUAAUUAUUUAAUGAGCUUUUAUGUGUAUUUCCCUCCAAAAUUUCCUUAUGUUUAUAGCUUUUCAUAUGUAUCAAAGUAUUUUCCUAUGAUUUGGGGCUGGAGUAGAACAUACAUUUUGUAGAUAAUGUAAAAUAGACAUUUUAGCAUUUAGGUAUAUAUAUUUUAAUUUUGAACAUCCAUAAACUUAGGUGUUAUUUUGACAUAACAACAUAAAAUCUGUAUUUUUCAUUCUUCAUCUUGUAUUAUUUUUGUUUAAAAAGUGUGCAAUCAAAAGAUAUGACUUUCUUUCAAAUUCAUUGGUUUCUUUUUUUUUUUUUUACAAAAAUAAACACUGCUAAAAAA
Onychostruthus taczanowskii (white-rumped snowfinch) is the source of this 1775-nucleotide messenger RNA. RefSeq names its product sclerostin domain containing 1 (gene SOSTDC1). The coding region runs from base 255 to 875 and encodes 206 amino acids. The transcript is spliced from 2 exons. NCBI's taxonomy places the organism in Eukaryota, Metazoa, Chordata, Aves, Passeriformes, Passeridae. Gene Ontology annotation, biological process: negative regulation of BMP signaling pathway; negative regulation of Wnt signaling pathway. Gene Ontology annotation, molecular function: BMP binding. The record is from RefSeq and is a predicted model, not a curated record.